Messenger RNA from Trichomonas vaginalis G3, 453 nucleotides. Its product is annotated as positive regulation of chromatin silencing at rDNA. Gene Ontology annotation, cellular component: cytosol; nucleus. Gene Ontology annotation, molecular function: protein binding; peptidyl-prolyl cis-trans isomerase activity. The transcript has a single exon. Bases 1 to 453 code for a protein of 150 amino acids. Lineage: Eukaryota; Parabasalia; Trichomonadida; Trichomonadidae. The record is from RefSeq and is a predicted model, not a curated record.
AUGGAAUUGCCUCCAGAGUGGGUUCUUAAAGAGUCUUUGAAUCAUCCUGGACGCUGUUAUUACUACAAUAAGGUUACAAACGAAACAACAUGGAUUAGACCUAUUCCUUAUCCUGGAAAUAAGCCAAAUCGUGCGAAUGAAUGGCCACCAAUCAUCUACGUCGCCCAAAUCUACAUUAAGCAUGGUCCAAUGGAUGAGUCAAAAGAAAAAAUCAAACGAAUUUUCAGACAGAUCGUUUUUGAAAAUAAAUCUUUUGAAGAAAUGGUUCAACAAGAAUCAGAACAAUGCCCUGAUAUACAAACAGAUCCUAACGGUGAUGUUGGAUGGAUAGAAUCAACAGAUCCUCGUUUCACCAAAGAAUACAUCAAAGCGGCUUGGGAUUUAAGAAUUGGCGAAAUGUCAACAUACAUUAAUACAGAGCACGGUUAUUUUAUUAUCCUUAGAAGAGGAUAA